This is a messenger RNA of Colletotrichum lupini, 102 nucleotides long. RefSeq names its product maltose permease MAL61. The record is from RefSeq and is a predicted model, not a curated record. NCBI's taxonomy places the organism in Eukaryota, Fungi, Ascomycota, Sordariomycetes, Glomerellales, Glomerellaceae. The transcript is spliced from 3 exons. The coding region runs from base 1 to 102 and encodes 33 amino acids.
AUGGCCCUGAUUAUGGAGGGCAUGGACGCUGCUAUUGGCAAUGGUAACAAUUUGGGAAGUAUUAUCGGACUGCUUCUGAACGGCUGGCUUUACAUUCCCUAG